AUGGAGACACUGUUUGUUCUUGAUCUUUCAGAAAACAGACUUUCUGGCAAAAUUCCUGAUUGUUGGAAAAAUAAAAAAUUCACAGUCUUUAAUCUGGCCUCAAAUAAACUAACAGGAACUAUUCCAAACUCAUUUGGGAAUCUUUCAGGGGGAUGGUUGAAUUUGAGCAACAAUAGUCUCAAUGGAGAGCCUUUUGAAGCCUUGAAAAGCAUGGAAUGGUUGCAAAGUUUGGAUCUUGGUCAGAAUCAACUUUCAGGGAAGAUACCUUCUUGGUGGGUAAUGCAAACUUCUCAUCUUCAAAAUCUGAGAUUGAGGAAGAAUUUGUUCAGUGGUGAUAUUCCAACAUCCAUCUGCGAGCUAUCUUAUUUGAAAAUCUUGGAUCUUGCUGAUAAUAAUUUUUCCGGUUCAAUCCCCCCUUGCAUUGAUCAUUUGAGUGGUAUGGUGCAAAAGCCAACAGAAGAUACAGCACCCAUGGCAAGUCCACCAGCUGCACCACCCGUGGUAGGAAACGAUCAAGAAUUGGAAAAGGAGGGUCUCAAGCAAGUCUUGAAAGGAUAUGAACAAGAUUACACAAAAAAAUUGAAGUAUUUGGUGAACAUAGACUUGUCAAAUAACAGUCUCACUGGAUCAAUCCCUGAUGGCUUAACCUCUCUUUCUGGAUUGAUUGGCUUGAACCUAGCACAUAAUCAUUUGUCAGGAAAAAUCCCAAGCAAAAUACAGCAAAUGAAGUCACUAGAAUCCAUUGACUUUUCCAAUAAUAACCUUUAUGGUCCUAUCCCCACCAGCAUGUCCAACAUGGAUAGUCUAGGCUUCUUAAACUUAUCCAACAAUAAUUUCUCUGGUCCAAUUCCAAGAAAUGAUCAUUUCCUCACUUUUGAUGAACCAUCUUUUGUUGACAAUCCUUAUCUUUGUGGAGAACCCUUAAAGAAUAAAUGUUUUGGUGGUGAUGAGGUACCUUCGAGCAUGGCCCAUGAAAACAACAGUGGGAACGGUGAUAAGAAAGAAAAGGUACUGUUUUACUUUGUCACUGCACUUGGCUUCAUAACAGGAUUUUGGGCAUUCUUUGGAACUCUUCUGUUGAAGAAGAAUUGGAGGCAUGCAUACUUCCAUUACAUGGAUGAGGUUGCGGAUAAGAUGUAUGUAGCAACAAUGGUAAGGGUAGCAAGGCUCCAAAGGUGA
Molecule: messenger RNA, 1179 nt
Organism: Abrus precatorius (Indian licorice)
Lineage: Eukaryota; Viridiplantae; Streptophyta; Magnoliopsida; Fabales; Fabaceae
Product: receptor-like protein EIX2
Exons: 1
Coding region: 1-1179 (392 amino acids)
Molecular function (GO): protein binding
Source: RefSeq, a predicted model, not a curated record